Nicotiana tabacum (common tobacco) is the source of this 751-nucleotide messenger RNA. Lineage: Eukaryota; Viridiplantae; Streptophyta; Magnoliopsida; Solanales; Solanaceae. The record is from RefSeq and is a predicted model, not a curated record.
UUGGUGCUCCAUAAAAGGGCAUUUUCCAAGUCUUGAACUGAUCUUGCUCGAUGCGAGGCCGAGCUUAAGAAGAUUUCGAAGGAGAGGGACGACCUUAAAACCCUCUAUGUUAAGAAAUAGAUGGAGAUCAACAAUCUACGAGUUGAGUUGAUGCAGGCCUGCCAAGGACGAGCCAAAUAUGUUGAGAAGUUUUAUCAGAAGGCCGACUUGGAGGCGUAGCUUCGGGAGGAUCUUAAGAUGAAAGAAGCCGAGACCUUGAGGUGGAGGCAAGGUAUGGACAAUCUCGCUUCUGAGAAGGAAACUCUUCGAGAGAAGCUGGCUUCAUUCGAACGUCAAUUUCAAAGUGUGAAAGAGGAGAGCUUAGCUCGUGACCGCAAAAUCGAGGAGCUUAAAGCUAAAUCUGCUGCCGAGUUGGCCAAGGCCAGAUCUGACGUUGAGGUAAUUAUGUCUUCGUACCGAGCCGAUGCUGAAGCAGCUAAUGCUCGGGCUAAGGAGAUUUCUUCUGCAGCAGAAGUUAAGUUAUCAAGUGCACUUGAUCAUGCUAGGUGACAAUCCCGGAGGGUGACCCUCGAGGAGGUACAUGCGCGACUUCGAUCUUUCAGCCGAUAUCAAAAAGGCAAAGAUUUUAUAAGAAGAGGUUGCCGCUAUGCUUUCCGAUGAAGAUGAUUCUGUCAGUGGCUCUGAGAGUGGAGGAGACGACGGUAAGUCCCUGAGGAUGAGGCUCUCAAAGAUGCGACUGCCGAAAAUGUGA